ACCAAUUACCAUUUUUUUUGUAUAUACUACUGCAACUAUUACAUUGCAGCAUGUCAUGUCAUGUCAUGUGUACAACGAAACUGGACUAUAUUUUAUACACUACUUUAUUACUACUACUAUUUAAUUUUAUUUAUUUAUUUUUAAUUUCUAUUACUAUUUAAUUUAGAUUUGUUUGUAUGACAGACAAUGGCAUUGACCAAUAGUCUGGGCGGCCCCUUCCUAACCAUUUUAUAGGCCCAAAUAUAAGCCCACUAAUUUAGUACCCGCUCGUUGUUUAUCGUAGUAAUGUCACUCAUAAUACUACUCUAGUUCAUUUCAUUCUUUAUUUAAUUAUACGCAUGUAUAUGUACGUGUAUGCAUUAUUAUUAUUAUUAUUAUUACUAUUUGUUGUCUUUCAAAUUCUACUCAACUUCUUCUUCCCGGCGUUUGAUCGGCAGCCCAGAUCGCAUUAUGUAUUCGCACUGUUAACAAGAGAUUAAUUUUAAUUCCCUAUGCUCUUACCAACGCUACAUAUCUUCCAUGCGUUCGCAUAGAAAUUCGUUUCUUGUUGAACACCUUUUGUGUUUUUUCUCGGCAUACUUUUGUGAGCUGACGACAUUUUGUUGCCUCCCUGACGAAUGUAUGUAUGUCUAAAUUUGGCAAUCUCUUGUUUGUUUCUACGAUGAUUUUCUGGCGUACGUGCUUGAUCUAGAUGCGUGGCUGGCUGUGGCCCUGCGCAUACGUGCGUGUAUCCAUCGCCUCGCUGCAUUGCGCUUUGAAUUUUGGCAAUACUGGUGUUCUGGCGAUUUGGAGAGGAAGAUCAGACGGAGGUAUUCAAGCUCAUGUUUGAUCAUUCGACGACGAUGAGCGAUAACUUUUGUGCAAUUUCAAUCCCAAUAUCGAGAAUUUCAGGGUCCAAUUGUGGAAGGUGAUGGAUCCGAUAUUUCCGAAUUUGGUACUUUGGGAGCUUUCUGCUUUUCAUUUUUGACGGUGAGUAAUCAAUCCUGUUCGAGCGGCAUUGGUUUUGUUGGAAUUAAAGAGCUCUUCCGAGCUUACAGAAUUUAUGAUGAUUUUGCGUUUGGAGAAUUCUGAAAGUACUGAUCAGUGUGUUUUUUAAGAGAUAGCUAGAAGAUUAGUGUGACAAAGUGUGUGGAGAUGUCAAAUAAUAAGGUGGUGGUGUAUGAAGGAUGGAUGGUGAGGUACGGGCGCCGGAAGAUUGGGAAAUCAUUUAUUCAUAUGCGAUAUUUUGUACUUGAAUCUGAAUUGUUAGCAUACUACAAAAAGAAGCCCCAAGAUAAUGUGGUACCUAUCAUGACCCUUCCUUUAGAUGGAAACUGUAGGGUGGAGGACCGCGGAUUGAAGACUCAACAAGGACAUAUGGUUUAUGUUCUAACUGUUUACAGCAAGAAAGAGAAGUACCAUCCAAUUACGAUGGCUGCAUUUAAUAUUCAGGAGGCACUCAUUUGGAAAGAAAAAAUUCAAUCUAUUAUCGACCAGCAUCAAGAGCCACAAGCUGCUAAUGGUGAUAACUACCAUUCUUUUGAAUUCAAAACUGGCAUGGAAGUUGAAUUAUCAGAUCAGGAAAAUCGGUUUAGUGAUGCGGUGGAUGAAACAGAAAGUCAUCGAAGUUUGUUGCGUAGGACAGCUCAAGGGAAUGCUCCUCCUGAUUUUGUUUUCGAUUGGACAAAGGAAUUAGAUUCAAACUUGGAUUCUCCGAAUCCUAACAACCAAAAAUUUUCUCAAAAGUACUGGCGUCUUCUUCAGUGUCAAAAUGGACUUCGAAUCUUCGAGGGGCUUCUUGAAGUGGAUUUUCUUCCAAAGAGUUGUAAUCGAGCAAUGAAAGCUGUUGGGGUAGUAGAGGCUACCUGUGAAGAAAUAUUUCAGUUAGUAAUGAGCAUGGAUACGACACGAUUGGAGUGGGACUGCAGUUUCAAGGAUGGUAGCUUAGUUGAAGAAGUGGACGGGCAUACUGCUAUACUUUACCACAGACUUCAAUUAGACUGGUUUCCUAGAUUUGUAUGGCCACGUGAUCUCUGCUAUGUACGCUACUGGCGUCGAAAUGAUGAUGGGAGUUAUGUUGUGUUAUUCCGUUCCAGGGAGCAUGCGAAUUGCCGUCGACAACCAGGAUAUGUGCGAGCUCAUAUAGAGAGUGGAGGAUAUAAUAUAUCUCCUCUAAAACCUCAUAAUGGGAGAGCCAGAACAAAGGUUCAGCUUCUUAUGCAGAUGAAUCUGAAUGGAUGGGUAGUGGGUUAUACUUCAUCUUUUCAGCGGCACUCUCUUCUCCAGAUUUUAAACAGCGUUGCUGGAUUGAGAGAAUACUUUUCUCAGACCGAUGGGAGGCCCCCAGCUCCUAGAAUUCCUGUUCUAGUUAACAUGACAUCAGUAUCUGAUUCCCCAAAGAAGAGUGAGAAACUCGACUCACCAGCACCUCGUAUUCAUCACCGAACUCCUUCUCUUGAUCAAAUGCAUGCAGCAAAUCGAAAUGCUUCUUUGAUGGACGAAUACUCUGAUGACGAUGAAGAUUUCCAGUUUGCUGAUCAAGAUGUUUCAGAAUCUGCCAUAGAGGUUGGAGACAAAGCAACUGACCUUGAAGAUGACCCUCAAGACCAAAUAGAUGCCUCCAUUUUCACAGGAAGCCUUGGCCGUGAUGAUGAUGAUAACGCUUGUGAUUGCUGGACACUGUCUGAUGGGAACAACUUCAGAGUUCGUGGCAAGAACUUCUUCACUGACAAAUCGAAGUGUAAUGCAGGUAAACACCUUAUGGAUCUUGUGGCUGUAGACUGGUUUAAAGAUACAAAACGAAUGGAUCAUAUUGCCCGACGCAGUGGCUGUGUAGCACAAGUUGCAUCAGCCAGAGGAUAUUUCUCUAUUGUUGUUAAUUUGCAAGUGCCUGGAUCAACACAAUACAGUAUGAUUUUCUAUUUUGUAUCAAAGAAACUGGUCCGGGGAUCGCUUCUGCAACGAUUUGUUGAUGGGGAUGAUGAAUUCCGCAAUAGCAGACUGAAGCUUAUUCCAUCAGUGCCAAAGGGCUCGUGGAUCGUACGCCAGAGCGUUGGAAGCUCCGCCUGCUUGCUAGGGAAAGCAGUCGACUGCAACUAUUUCCGCGGCCUCAAUUACCUGGAAAUUGAUGUUGACAUCGGUUCUUCGACCGUGGCAAAUGGAGUCCUGGGGCUUGUCAUCGGCGUCAUCCGGACACUAGUCAUCGACAUGGCUUUUCUCGUGCAGGGAAACACUCCUGCAGAGCUCCCGGAGAGGCUAAUUGGCGCUGUCAGAAUUUCUCAUUUAGAAUUAUCAUCAGCACAAGAAAUGUCAUGGAUGGAGGCUGAGAAUCACUCCAAUUCCCAGUAAGCACCUACCACCCACACUGCAAUUCUAUGAUUACUACUAGUAUUAUUUGAUUCUUUUCACUCCUCCCGUCUCUCCUGAUUUGUAUUGCAUGGACAAUAUAAAAUCUUGCACACUAUUCUUCUGGAUAAUAAAUCUUUUCAGUCAGUUGUCAGCAAGCAUCCUUCAUUUCUGUUAUGUAUUAACUCCAGAGAACCAUGGUUGGACAGUUAGACAGACUUAAGUGUAGAUGCUAGAUAGACAGAAGGAUGCAUGCGUAUGUAUGUAUGUGUGGAGUUUCAUCAUCAAUUAUGUUAUGACAACAAUACCAUGUUGCAUUCUUUCAGGCUGAGGCUGCCCAAUAUUUAAAACUAAUGCUCUGCAUAUUCACACACUAAGAAAUAAUUAUACCUCUUUAUGGUUUUACAAACACACGUCG
This is a messenger RNA of Andrographis paniculata, 3742 nucleotides long. RefSeq names its product protein ENHANCED DISEASE RESISTANCE 2-like. Gene Ontology annotation, molecular function: lipid binding. The record is from RefSeq and is a predicted model, not a curated record. The coding region runs from base 1135 to 3327 and encodes 730 amino acids. The transcript is spliced from 22 exons. Lineage: Eukaryota; Viridiplantae; Streptophyta; Magnoliopsida; Lamiales; Acanthaceae.